Messenger RNA from Dipodomys spectabilis (banner-tailed kangaroo rat), 930 nucleotides. Its product is annotated as olfactory receptor 4X2-like. The transcript has a single exon. NCBI's taxonomy places the organism in Eukaryota, Metazoa, Chordata, Mammalia, Rodentia, Heteromyidae. Gene Ontology annotation, molecular function: olfactory receptor activity; G protein-coupled receptor activity. Gene Ontology annotation, biological process: G protein-coupled receptor signaling pathway. The coding region runs from base 1 to 930 and encodes 309 amino acids. The record is from RefSeq and is a predicted model, not a curated record. Gene Ontology annotation, cellular component: membrane.
AUGGCUAACAUCCACAAUGUGACUGAAUUCCUUUUUCUGGGACUUUCUCCCACCUGGGAGGUGCAGAGGGUUUGCUUUGUGAUAUUUCUGCUCUUGUACACAGCGAUCAUCCUGGGGAAUCUCCUCAUCGUGCUCACCGUGGCCACCAGCAGGAGCCUGGGGUCCCCCAUGUACUUCUUCCUCUGCCAUCUGUCUUUUGUGGAGAUCUGCUACUCCUCCUCCACGGCCCCCAAACUCAUCUCGGACCUGCUGACUGAAAGGAAAGCCAUAUCUCUAUGGGGCUGCAUGGCACAGGUUUUCUUCCUCCACCACUUUGGUGGCAUUGAGAUGUUCCUGCUCACGGUGAUGGCCUAUGACCGCUAUGUGGCCAUCUGCAGGCCCCUGCACUACAUCAGCAUCAUGAACCGGAAGGUGUGCAUAGUCCUGGUGGGAACAGCAUGGCUGGGAGGCUUCGUGCAUUCGUUGGGCCAGAUCCUUCUCAUCUUCCACUUGCCCUUCUGCGGCCCCAACAUCAUUGACCACUAUUUCUGUGACAUCCUUCCCCUGCUUAAACUCGCCUGCGCAGACACCUACCUCAUUGGGCUGCUGAUCGUUGCCAACGGGGGCACCCUGUCUGUGGUCAGUUUUGCGGUCCUCUUGGCAUCCUAUGUGGUCAUUCUGUGGCACCUGAGGACACAGAGCGCUGAGGGGCGGCGCAAAGCCCUCUCCACCUGCGGCUCCCACGUCACCGUGGUCACCCUGUUCUUUGUGCCCUGUGUCUUCAUCUACCUGAGGCCUUCUGCCACACUGCCCGUGGACAAAUUGGUGGCGGUGUUCUACACGGUGAUAACUCCCCUCCUGAACCCCAUCAUCUACUCCCUGAGGAAUGCGGAAGUGAAGAAGGCGGUGAAGAAGCUGUGGAUCAGGACGACAAAACUAAACGCAAACUAG